UGACAGAAGGUAAACAAAGGCUGGGGGAGAAGUGGCGAAACAGGAAUGACUGGGAGGGCAGCAGACUGACAGCAGGGCUGACCAUUCCGAAGCUGGGCAGUUUUGGAAAGAGCCAACAGGCAGCGAGUUGGCGGGGAGAGAGUGGCGGUUGGAGAAAGAGCGCGGGGCAGGAAGCAGGGGAAGUGAUUUUUGGAGACGGGAAGAUCAGAGAACGCAGUAUGAUUGCCAACUCAACUGACCAAUCAUAAGCUCUGGUUUUGGCGGGCGGGUGACUGAAUGGACCAAUAGAAAGCGAGUGGGCGGGGAAAGUUUGACGGUUGGAGAGAGCGUGAGGCAGGAAGGAGAGGAGAUGAUUGACGUCGACCUGGACCCAUCAAAGCGCGACUACUGAUUAAUGUACAGACAGACCAAUGGGAAGACCUGACAGUGGGGCGGGUGUUGGAAUUGUCCAAUGGGGUGCGAAUGGGCGGUGACAUAAUCACGGUUGACCAGGAAGCGGAUGGCGUGGAGGAUUAGAGAUGAUUGACUUACACAUGGACCUAUCAGAGCACGGUAUCCGCUGGACAAUUAGACAGACCUAUGGAAAGCUCUGGCUGAGGCGGCGGAUGUUGGGAAUGAACCAAUGAGGAGCGAGUGGGCGGGGACGGAGUAAGGCUUGAAGGAGGAAAACCUCAAACAUGGCCGAGGACCGCCCGGAGAGAUCGUGGCCCCGAGCUGUAAGACAACUGGGGCUGAUAGGGGGCUCAGUAUCCAACUCUCACCCUAUUGAAAUACCCAGAAGUGGACAAAAGCUGUGAAUUUGGCUCAAUCACAUGAAGACGACAUUUGGUUUGAAAACUGCCAGAAAACCAACUGCUGUACUAUCAGCCAAUUACCUUUAAACGUGAAGGGUAAAUGGCUGUAUUAUUGGCUUCACACAAAGAAACUAAUCAGAUAUAAAUAUGAGCUGCCAACACAAGGCAGGGGAGAAUGUCUGAGAAAACCGAAGGGAGCGACAUGGAGUGUGGAACUACCUCUGGGAAAGGCGAUCAAAUCGCAAAGGGGUUCAGCUCCAAACGCAACCGAGUGAGCGGAGGAGAGGCCGGGAGCAGCAGAUACGAUUUGAGAAAGAGGGAAAGAAGAGAUUAUACUGAGGAAAGGGAUCUUCCUGACGAUGAUUACCUGUCAGCCAAGGUGGAUGCUUUUGAGGCUCAUCCCUGCCUUCAUGCCGGCGUUGUGUUGACUCGUACCGAGUUCCGCCAGGAACACAGCAGAAGACAUCCCGAGUUCCAUAAAGACACAUCAACAACGCAGACAGCUCGUAGCGCAAACGAUGCUUUGCAGCAGAGAGAGUGUCAGGAAUCUAUCGUAUUUCAUGUUGAGGAAAACCGAGACUCGCAAACAGGAUCUCUACAGGGUCACAAGCAAUCGAACACAGGAGAUAGACUGUAUAAAUGUUCCAGAUGUGGUGAGACUUUCAUACAUUCAGGGCACCUCAAGAGACACCAGCAAUCACACCGAGGAAAGCGUCUGUAUAAAUGCCUGGAAUGUGGGAAGAGGUUCAAAAUCUUGGGCAGUCUGAAGAUACACCAUCGAUCCCACACAGGAGAGAGGCCAUAUAAAGGUGCUGACUGUGGAAAGAGUUUCACAACUUCAAGAGACCUCCAGAGACACAAACAAUCACACAGAGGAGAGAAACCAUAUAAAUGUGCAGAAUGUGGAAAGAGUUUUGCAACGUCAACUUAUCUCCAGAUACACCAUCGAUUUCAUACAGGAGAGAGGCCACAUGAAUGUGUUCACUGUGGAAAGAGUUUUGCAACGUCAGGUUAUCUCCAGAUACACCAUCGGUAUCACACAGGAGAGAGGCGAUAUGAAUGUGUUGAAUGUGGAAAGCGUUGCACAACUUCAAGUCACCUCCAUAUACACCAACAAACACACACAGGACAGAGACGGUAUAAAUGUGCAGAAUGUGGAGUGAGUUUCAGAGCAUCAGGAUCGCUCAAAAUACACCAUCGAUCACACACUGGAGAGAGACCGUAUAAAUGUGCUGAGUGUGGAAAGAGUUUCAUUGCUUCCGGAUCGCUCAAAAUACACCAUCGAUCACACACUGGAGAGAGACCAUAUAAAUGUGCUGAGUGUGGAAAGAGAUUUUCAAACUCGAGUUAUCUCCAGAUACACCAUCGAUCACACACAGGAGAGAGGCCAUACAAAUGUGUAAAAUGUGGAAAGAGUUUCACUACUUCAGGAGACCUCCAGAGACACCGACAAUCACACACAGGAGAGAAACCGUAUAAAUGUGCAGAAUGUGGAAAGCGUUUCACAAGGCCAGACAGCCUCCAGAGACACCAGCGAUCACACACCGGGGAGAGGCCACACAAAUGUGUUGAAUGUGGAAAGAGUUUCACAACGUCAGGAGACCUCCAGAGACACCGACAAUCACACACUGGAGAGAGACCACAUAAAUGUGCAGAAUGUGGAAAGCGUUUCACAACAUCAGGGGGUCUCCAGAGACACCAGCGAUCACACAUCGGAGAGAGACCAUAUAACUGUACUGAAUGUGAAAAGAAUUUUACGAGGAAAGACCACCUCCAAAGUCACCGGCGGAUACACACAGGAGAGACUGUAUAAUUAUGCCGAAUGUGGGAUGAAUUGUGCGGUGUCCUAUCAUAAAAAUUUGAAAUGUUCUUUACCAGCGGAAAGCUUUCCAGGAGCCGAUUCAGCUCAAAGUCCGCACGAGAAGCUGCUUUGAGAAAUGCAUAGAAAAACAAUAAUAGUUUGAUGUAUAACAGGACAGAUAUCUGUUUGAUCCAACACCAUUGACUCAGUUAAGACACCAUUGCGACAGUUUGUCCCCUUCUCUCCUGAACAUGUGCUGAGGAACCAGCAUUUCCUGAAAGUCCUCACAAACUAUUGGAGAGAGACCAUACGGAUGCGCUGAAUGUGGAAAGAGCCCAUGUCCGGCUAUCACCGAGGUGUGUGGAUGCGGGAGAGAAUAACAGAAUGGCGCGGUGAGAUAUGAGCCCUCUGAAACCAGCUGUGGCUUCCAGUAUCGGAGCUCACAUCACUAAAGUAUAUAAUUUUGGUCAAAAGCACCUCGUCCCCUGGUUUAUAACCAGCAGAAUGGGGAGUGCAUAUAGAUUUUUUUACCAACCAGUUUUUUUUUCGCUGUUUAUGUUAAUCAAAA
Molecule: messenger RNA, 3163 nt
Organism: Callorhinchus milii (elephant shark)
Lineage: Eukaryota; Metazoa; Chordata; Chondrichthyes; Chimaeriformes; Callorhinchidae
Product: zinc finger protein 883-like
Exons: 4
Coding region: 970-2607 (545 amino acids)
Biological process (GO): regulation of transcription by RNA polymerase II
Molecular function (GO): RNA polymerase II cis-regulatory region sequence-specific DNA binding; DNA-binding transcription factor activity, RNA polymerase II-specific
Source: RefSeq, a predicted model, not a curated record